GUCACCACAGGAUUGCUUCGAUUUGUGUGACCGGCGUGUGUGGAACUGAAUUGUUUUUGAAAAAGCCGGAAAAACUUCCGAAACAACGCGCUCGUCUCCGAUAUGGGGGAUAAGAAAAAGGCUCUCUUCAUUUGCCUCGGGAACAUUUGCCGAUCACCGAUCGCUGAAGCGGUAUUUCUCAAAACCAUCAGCACAGCAGGAGUUGCGGACCAGUGGGAGGUAGAUAGUGCGGCCAUCGGAUCGUGGCAUGUGGGGCGCAGCCCGGACCACCGAGCUCUGGGCACUAUGAAACAGCACGACCUACCGUACAACAACAAGGCCCGUCAGAUCAAGAAAGCGGACUUUGAUCACUACGACUACAUCUUCGGCAUGGAUGGGGAAAACAUUUCCGAUCUAAAGGAGCGUGCACCCAAGGGGGGCGAGUGUAAGGCGAAGAUUUUACUACUCGGUGAUUUUGAUCCACAGCAACCGGGAGCCAUCAUCCGUGAUCCAUACUACGACAGGGGCUCCGAGGGAUUCGAACAGUGCUAUGUGCAGUGCGUACGGUGCUGCGAGUCGUUUCUGGCAAAGGCUCAAGCGGGACAAAUUUAAAUGUUUUAACGAGCUGUGAUGCGAACUGUGAAAAGAUACGCAAAGAAAGUUUGCUAUCCGCAAACGACAAACCGGUGCUAUUGUUUAUUCUCACUAGCGCUCUUUUGAGAUGUGGACAAAUUUGCCUUGUCCUUCGC
This is a messenger RNA of Anopheles darlingi, 728 nucleotides long. RefSeq names its product low molecular weight phosphotyrosine protein phosphatase 1-like. Gene Ontology annotation, biological process: protein dephosphorylation. The transcript is spliced from 2 exons. The coding region runs from base 103 to 591 and encodes 162 amino acids. The record is from RefSeq and is a predicted model, not a curated record. Lineage: Eukaryota; Metazoa; Arthropoda; Insecta; Diptera; Culicidae. Gene Ontology annotation, cellular component: cytoplasm. Gene Ontology annotation, molecular function: acid phosphatase activity; non-membrane spanning protein tyrosine phosphatase activity.